AUGAUCGCCGAACUGGCAGCGCGGCUCCGCCACCUCGCUGAUGGCAUAUCAACCAACUGCAAUGAAGACCCUCGCGAAGAGUCGAGGAAUGCACUCCGAAAGGCUGUAACGGAGUUGGAUCAAGGUGUCGUCAAGAGCCACUCACACGACGACUCUUAUGUGCUGGUGCUGGUUGAUGCGCAUAGCUACCCGUUCAACGGCGACAUCUUCUAUCGAUCCACCGACCAGAGCUACCCCGCCCUAGAUCGUGACAAACCAUUCAACAUCAAGAAGAGACUUCAUGAACCGAUUCGGAAGCACUUGAUCGAUGCAUCCUCCUCAGCUACACCUCACAAGAGCACGAAGGAGCACUCAUUCAAGGUCUCGUCCUCAGCGACACUUGGCACGUCUCGGAUCGUGGUGCGCGUCUACGCCAACACCACCAAGCUAGAGAACGAUCUACUUCGCCCUUUGAAACAGUUUGCUGUUCAAUUAUCCUCCAUGGAUUCCGACUUUGACUUCCUCGGCGUUGGAAAUGAGGCAAUGGUGGAGCUCAAGGUCGUCGAUGCUUUUCAGGCAGCUCGCAAAGGCCCAGACUGCAAGCAUGUUUUCGUCGCUGCUUGGAAACGCCCAGGCUACAUUUCGAUGCUACAAACGCACUCCGAGAAUGUCACGCUGAUCCAAGGACACGGCAUGGGAGCAGGUGCCAAGUUCAUCCCUCUAACAUGCGCUGUGAUUAGCAUCCCAGAGGUGUUCAAUAAGCCUCUGGAACAAGACCUCUUCUUGUCACUCACAUCUCACUCAACUGAGAAGCACAUCAUCACCGCAAUAGUCAGCGACAAGGUCUCUUGCAAGGAUGGUCACUGCGGGCGUUCACAUACUAAAACGAACCCUGACGACAUGGGUGAGAAGAUUGUGCUCAGACCGUCUACAAACAUCCUACAUCAGCCAGGAUCCUUACCACGAGUCCACGAAGCAAUUGCUGGUCGUAUACCCGUCAAUGCAAAGGGACAACGUCUUGACUACUACACCCAAAUGCCUUCUACUAGUGAUUGGCAGGACUACAUGUGGAGAAUUGGAAAAGACGUCAAGCCUUGUCGAUCGUUCCAUCUCGCGAACGGAUGUAGCUUUGGAGAUAAUUGCUGUUACGGUCACUCUUAUAUCAGCCCCCAAGUCGUAGAGGCAUUCCAAUAUACAGUCAAGAGGAUACCAUGCUCUAGGGGAAGCCAUUGCCCUGUUAUCGACUGCAUCUAUGGCCAUAUCUGCCAAGAGGCUAACUGCAUCACGGACGGCCUGACAUCAUGCAGCAUGAGGAAGUUCCAUGGCGUGGAUCUUGUGUUCGCAUCGUGGAAACAGGGCAGAUAUCUUUCUGAAUUUGCUACCGGAGGUUCUUUUCAAUUGCCGGAAACACACGUGGAAGAAGCUUCAACUGAGUCGUUCUUGUUCUAG
Alternaria arborescens is the source of this 1428-nucleotide messenger RNA. RefSeq lists its product as hypothetical. The coding region runs from base 1 to 1428 and encodes 475 amino acids. The record is from RefSeq and is a predicted model, not a curated record. The transcript is spliced from 3 exons. Gene Ontology annotation, molecular function: metal ion binding. Lineage: Eukaryota; Fungi; Ascomycota; Dothideomycetes; Pleosporales; Pleosporaceae.